AUGGGCAAAAAUAAAAUUAAGCAUGAAUUAAUUUCUCAUGAACCAAACAGGAGAGUCACCUUCAAGAAGCGAAAGGCAAGUCUGUUCAGAAAGCUGACUGAGAUAACAACCUUAUGUGGGAUUAUUGCCUGUGCUGUGGUCUAUGAUCCUUCUGAUUCCAAGAUGGAUGCGUGGCCUUCUCCACCAGAAGCGUUUUAUGUACUGGAAAAUUUUAAGAAAUUACCCGAACAAAGACGAGGACAAUUUAUGAUGGAUCAAAAAGCCUUUCUGAAGAAAAAUAUAUCCAGGCUGAAUGGACAAUUGGAAAGAGCCAGAUUUAAAUAUCAAGCACUUGAUGCUGAGCUACUUCUGAUUGAAUACCUGGAAGGUAAAAAUUUGCGUGAUUCUAGCCGUCUCGGAAGUUUGUUAGCACUAGAAGAUCAACUGGCUAAAAAAAUUAGUUUCAUUACUAAUAGGAUUGCGUUCGUGGAAGGUCUUGAGCCCAAUGAAGUUGAUGCUGAAAUUAAUUCUGAUGAGAUGGGGGAUCAAGGCUAA
Molecule: messenger RNA, 534 nt
Organism: Prunus armeniaca (apricot)
Lineage: Eukaryota; Viridiplantae; Streptophyta; Magnoliopsida; Rosales; Rosaceae
Source: the annotation of a GenBank genome assembly